CUGAUUUCAGGCGGCGAUUUGGACGGCGAUCUAUAUUUCGUAUGUUGGCAUAAAGACCUGUUACCAAGGAAAGCAAAUUAUCCGCCAAUGGACUAUCCGUCACUUCCUAAACUGGAGCAGACUGAGCCAAUUACUACUCGCGACAUGACCAAGUUUGUGGUGGAUUACAUCCGGUCGGAUCAGUUAGGCGUUAUUGACAAUGCGCACAAGGCGUUGGCGGACUUUGAGGAAGACGGUGUGCAAUCUCGGGGAUGUCUUUAUCUUGCAGAACUACACUCUCUAGCUGUUGACGCACCCAAAACGGGGAAGUGGCCGAGUACUCAGGGUAUUGAGGUUAAAAGGCUUCCUGAUUUCAUGAUGAAGAGCGAUAAACGAAGUUAUCCCUCUGAAAAGGUUAUAGGAAAGCUCUUCCAGCGCUGUCGGAAGUUUAAAGAUGCUACGUCUGAGAAAUACGAUCAAAAACUUCGUUUGGACAAGUCGUUCCUGUUGCCAGGUAACGACAGUUUCGUUGAAAACGCCAAAGAAGUCUAUUAUUGGUAUCGUGACAAGAUGGAAAGUUUGAUGCGGCUGUACGGCAUCGAAACCGAGGCAGAAAUCAUCACUGGCUGUUUCAUGAAGCUUCGAAAUCGCUUGCGCAAAGAAAAAACGGAAAUUUCCGAGCUCGUCGGCGAAGAACUGUUCGCAAUACGCUCGUACCUCCGUCGGGAAUUCUUUCGUGAAUUCGGCAGCGAUGGACAUUGGUUAAAAGGUGAAGUGCUGAUUUCUGAUGAGAUGCGUUUAAAGGCCUCGGCUUGGUACAGAGUGGCCUACACGCUUGCGGAUGAUCAUGCAAAUGAUUCAGACCCAAGCCACGAGAAGAAGCUAUUCGGUUUUCCUUGGUUUAUCAAUGACGUCAUGCUCGCCAUCAAAACACGAAAAGAUCGACCCAGUCAGCCUCAGGCCUUAGACGUUAGCGCAACCGUGGGUCAGAGCCUCGUAAGGUUGUUUAACGAAGAGAAAGACUGGUUACUUGAGGAAUUCAAAGCUCGAAUAAGUAUAAAGGACGUUAUAUGUGGCUAUCUGCAGGCCGCUGAAUCCACUUCCUCAAUGAGUAUCGUCGGCUCUACUGCCACGCUACUAUUUAACAAGACUUCAGAUCUUGAUCUGUCCUUUUUACCUCAGGAUACACAGGCACGAAGCCAUCGUGCCCUCCCUGAGGUACCACCAGAAGAAAGUAACACUUCAGUUGAGGAACAAGCGAAAGUAUUGGAGUCCCUGGUUCCUUUCUUGAAGGAGGAGACGUCAAAGCAACAAGAAAAAAAAGACGAAAAC
Pocillopora meandrina is the source of this 1311-nucleotide messenger RNA. NCBI's taxonomy places the organism in Eukaryota, Metazoa, Cnidaria, Anthozoa, Scleractinia, Pocilloporidae. The record is from the annotation of a GenBank genome assembly.